AUGAAAAAGGUUCAUGGAUGGUUCAAAUCCUCCCAACAACAUCGUCUCUCCUACUUGGACUACUUGGACUCUGAACCCUUUCAGAAAGGCCGUUUACGCUCCUCCUCCGAUGGUCUGAUUUGUCUGUCCAGACCCAAUGGAGAUUUCGUUGUUUGCAACGUUAGUACGGGACAACGUAUUUCCCUUCCAAGAAUCCAAUUCCACUCCCCCCAUCAGCUUUCAACCUGUCCGCUGUUGGGGUUCGAUUCACAAUCUAAAAGAUACAAGGUUUUGAUAUCAGCCAGGAUGAUUGAUCGGCGGUCCAUUUGCUUCGAGUAUAAGCAUUGGAUUUUGACUGUGGGAGUGGAUAAAUCAUGGAGGGAGAUCGACUAUUCUUCCCACCCCUUUGAUGGCUAUGGCAGCCCUAUCAAUCCCGAUACUAGUAGUGUCUACAUAGACGGUGUUAUCUAUUCUUAUAAUUGGCUGACUAAAGCUGACCAUCCUAGCCUCCACAUAGUAGCAUUUGAAGUUGGGUCUGAGAGUUAUUCUUUGAUACCAUUUCUAGCUGAAGUUUCUUCAUCGCAUUGGUAUCUUUUAGUUGGUUAUUUAGCUCCAUUUAGGGAAAAAUGCCGAGCUCUUAUCAGAGAUUUUGCAUUGCUACAAGUUGAUGGAGGUCGCCUGGCUAUUGUUUUAAUUCGCAGAAUAGGCCUCCUAUGCUACAUGGAUGUUUGGACUUGGGAGAAAUCUAAGGAAAGAUGGGAGAAGAUUACUGCGCCUCUUCCAUUAGAAGAGAGUAAAACAAUCAAGGAAGUAGAAUACCUGCGCUAUACUACGAAUAAUAAUGCGGAGAUUGUGUUGUUAUGUAUAAAUAGAGAACGGUUUUUCAUUUUGAUUUGUAACUUGAAAAGUGAGGUUUGGAGACAAUUUGAUGUAGGUGGAGUUGAGGAAUUUCCAAUUCUUUGCCCUACCGAUGUUAGAAUGUAA
Ipomoea triloba (trilobed morning glory) is the source of this 963-nucleotide messenger RNA. RefSeq names its product F-box protein At1g53790-like. NCBI's taxonomy places the organism in Eukaryota, Viridiplantae, Streptophyta, Magnoliopsida, Solanales, Convolvulaceae. The transcript has a single exon. The record is from RefSeq and is a predicted model, not a curated record. Bases 1 to 963 code for a protein of 320 amino acids.